AUGCGAAAGUCGUCUGUGGCAUCGAUACGAGGGUUUCGGACUGAAAAUUUUCUCAAAACAUCAAAUUUUGUCUUCCAGGUCUACCGCGCCGCGGGACCACACAAGAUUUCCCCUUCGAAUUGUCUUCCUUACUCUACGCGAACACUACAGCUGUCGUUUAGACUCCCCACUUUUUUUCCCUUCUUCUGGAAAAUCAGAAAUUUUUAUACGGGAAUUUUCGAAUUUUCCAGAGCCUUUGAGGCUAUUUUCAGCUCGAAAUCUCUUGAUUUCUCUGAUUUUCAGCGAAAAAAUCUUAAAAUUUCAUGA
Caenorhabditis briggsae is the source of this 306-nucleotide messenger RNA. The record is from RefSeq and is a predicted model, not a curated record. Lineage: Eukaryota; Metazoa; Nematoda; Chromadorea; Rhabditida; Rhabditidae. The coding region runs from base 1 to 306 and encodes 101 amino acids. The transcript is spliced from 2 exons.